AUGGCUCCUCCGCCGCGCUUGCGCAUUCUGUCAGUGGGCAGCAAUGCCAUCUCGGCUUUCUUGUCCUGGAGGCUCCAGGCAACCACCUCCUGCGACGUCACACUGGUCUGGAAAUCAGGGUUCGAGGCGGUAUCUCAAUACGGCGUGUCGUUCAAGUCGAAAGCUUUCGGAAACGAGCGGUUCAAGCCACGUCAUGUCGUUCGCACGCCCGAAGAAGCAGCUUCCCGCGAGAAUGCAUACGACUACGUGAUCCUUUGCGUCAAGGCCUUGCCUGACGUCUACGACCUUGCAGCCGUGAUCGAGUCCGUCGUUACGCCCCAGCAUACUUGCAUUUUGGUCAACACCACCAACACCCUUGGAGUUGAAUCGCAUCUGGAGCAACGCUUUCCCACCAACGUCGUCCUGUCGCUCGUUUCGGGCGUCGAGAUUACCCAGAUCGGAGCCAGCGAGUUCGAGCACUUGAACUCAUCGGAAAUAUGGAUCGGUGCCACGAGCAAAAAUUCCAACACCCCCUCUACAAUCCAGAAUGACAUGGCCGCGGCGUUGGCGAUGACCCUGAGCUCAGGCCAGGUUGAAUGCAAGGUGUCGAAGAAUAUCCGACAAGAACAGUUUGAACGUAUUAUAGGGCCUAUUGCCUUCUACCCCGCGAGUGUAAUGUUUGAUAAUGGUAAUGUGCAGCAACUGCUGCAGAAGGUUGGUGUGCGUCAGUUAAUAUCGGACGUGAUCGACGAAUUGCUUGAUCUGGCGAAAACGCACGGAUGUUCAUUCCCGAGCGAUUUCAAUCAGAAGACGAUGGAGAAAAUGAUGGCCAGCACAACACCUAACUCGAUGUACCAAGACUUCCAGGCCCGCCGCCCGAUGGAGAUCGAGACCUAUCUUGGCUCCCCCGUCAAACUGGCGACUGAGUCCAACUCCAAACUCCCUCGCGUCGAAACUAUGUAUGCGAUGCUCCAUCACAUUAAUGCCACAAACCUGAGCAAGCCUCGCGAAUCUCCGCCGCCCGCACUGGCUCAGCCCCCACCCCGGAUGUCUUCGGUCCCCCCUCCCAGAAAUGGUCCUAUGCGCCCGCCCCCGGGAAGGUCAAGCUCGGCGAUGAUGAUGCCACCCCCGAGACGUGGACCCCCGAUGCCCGGAAUGUCGCGACCAUCCAGCACACAGCCCCUGCCUCCCGCAGGGAGGAUGCCUCGGGAACCGUCUUUGGAGGGCCUCGAGGAGUUCAGCCAUCUUGUCGUCUACGACGAUGCCGGUGAGGGUGGCGCGCCUCACAACGGCACGAAUGGCUACCCAGACGUUCCUUCCGUUCCUGGAGGCGCCCCCCCUGAUCUGGCCUUGAGAGAGCGUGAAUUGGCACUUCGGCAACGGGAGUUGCAGCUCCGGGAACAGGAGAUGCACAUGCGGCGCGGACCUCGCCGGGCGCCGCCCCCCUCCAAGGCGGCGGCUUUCGACGAGGAAGAUGAAGACGACUUUUUCGAUCCCAUGGAUACCAGUCUGGUUCCGCAAAUCGACCCCGACAACGUGGACAUGCUGAGCAUCACCUCGCGGCGGGCGAAGAAAUUCCCCAGUGCCAGCCAGAUCCGCAAGAACCCCGAGCUUAUGGCCAAUGGCGGCGGCGGUGGUGGUGGCGGCGGUGGUGGUAGAAGUGGCACGUUCAGUCGCUACUUUGGUGGCAACCGACAGAAGCGCGCCAGCGACCGCAUCAUGCAGGAAAUCCCCGGGCUGCACGACUCCCUCUUGGACAACCCCAUGAUGGCGUACUCGUCCAACCGCUACGGGUCUGUUGACCGGAACCAGAUGGCUGCGGGCUCCCGUACCAACUCCAUGACGACGAGUCGCAUGGGUGACUACCCUCCUCAUCCGUACCCACAGAGCAGGAGGAACAGCCAUUCUCCUGCGGCGCCGUACGGUGGUGGCCCCCCUGGUCCGCGAAUGGGCCGCCCAGCGACAGCCCAGGAUCAGAAUUUCGGCCCACCCCAUGGGCCCCCGAACGGCGGCCACCCGUCGCCUCCGGGACACGUGCGCGCGCCUGUCCCCAGGUAUCCUCCGGGGCACGGUAAUGCGGUAGGCCCGCAACAAGUGGAACAACAAAUUGGGGUGAGCAAACCGUAUCCCGCCAAGGGCACCCCCAAGCAUAGAAGUCUGACCGGAAGUGCGAGCGCCAGCGCGGAGAGUGGUGAUAGCGGGGCCAGUGCCAACCUCGAUUCCGAGAACUCUGCCCAUAGCAGCCAGAUCAGCCUCGGCACGCAGCACCAGCAGGCUGCGGCGCCCGUUCGUUGA
This is a messenger RNA of Aspergillus heteromorphus CBS 117.55, 2274 nucleotides long. Its product is annotated as ketopantoate reductase family protein. The coding region runs from base 1 to 2274 and encodes 757 amino acids. Gene Ontology annotation, cellular component: cytoplasm. The transcript has 5 exons. Gene Ontology annotation, molecular function: oxidoreductase activity. NCBI's taxonomy places the organism in Eukaryota, Fungi, Ascomycota, Eurotiomycetes, Eurotiales, Aspergillaceae. The record is from RefSeq and is a predicted model, not a curated record.